AACAGGUUUGACUUGUGCCGACCAACUCAACUUUUUUUUUGGUAGAAGCGGAGCGAGUAACAUAUAACAACCCGAAGCGAAGCGAAAAUCUCGCAAAUCGUGAGGCCAUCUGCCUAUAAAAUACCUGCAUGCACACUACGGCCUUGCAUUGCUCACUGCAACAAGCUUCAUGAUGUUUACUUCCCGCUUCACCAUACUUGCCCUGCUCACCCUCCUCGCUGGUGCCAACGCGGGAUGCGCAACGUGCGAAGAAACGUUGUAUGACGAUGGUGUAGCGGCCUACGUGCUGGUCGACACCUACGUGAAGUCUGAAAACGGGUUCACGGAGUGCAGCUACAUGAAUGACCAGGACGACGAGGUGACCUGCGAGUAUGCGAAUGUCGGAUGGAUGGGUAUGGAUGCUAAGCAGGAUGUGAUGUGGAAUGAGCUCGACGAGGGGUGCAACAUUGGUCUGCAGAAAGUUGGGUAUAUCAGUAGAUUUCGUCUGCGUCAAGAAUUCUCUUCAUACUACGUGUUUCGCCUGGACCAAUCAAUCGCAUCGAGCAUAUCGAGACAAUGA
Suillus discolor is the source of this 559-nucleotide messenger RNA. RefSeq lists its product as uncharacterized. Bases 170 to 559 code for a protein of 129 amino acids. Lineage: Eukaryota; Fungi; Basidiomycota; Agaricomycetes; Boletales; Suillaceae. The transcript has 4 exons. The record is from RefSeq and is a predicted model, not a curated record.